CAGAGUAGUGACCGAUACGUAGAUGUGAUAUUCGGCGUAGGUAGUUAGGUUGUCGCAUUUGUGUAAAUCUUUUGUGUUUAAUUCUAAGGCAUCGAACGUUGAUUUCGAUUGUUUGUAACAUUAUAAUCGUGGCUUUAUAUCGUUUGUAACAUUCUCAUCUAAAUCAUAUAUCGAAGUACUUCAUUUGUAUUCGAUGAUGAUCAUAAGAGGAAGAAAUAUAAAAAUAUAAGACAUCGAUCGACGUCGUGAAAUAGUGAAAAAGAAAACGACGAGAAAGGAACGUAAGAAAAAAUGUAAAAGAUUUGCAUUUGUUUAGUAGCUCGUAAUAUUCUCUAGACAGAAAACUACUUGACCGAUUGAUUCCGGCACCUUCGUUCCGAGUAAGAGUCUCUGCGUGAAAGAGACGGUGUGAAACUAGCGCUAGAACGUUAUAUACACCGAAUUACUGACACGAUGCAUUCAGUUCUUUAGUUGCGCUAGUUCGCGCACAACGUUUGUUCGAGCAUUAAGAAGAUGGCGCGAGAAUGCACGGAGGAGGGUCUCGUACUUACGGCAAUGGUGGUAGGAGUCGACGAUCACGUGACACUUACGUCGCAGGGCCGCUUGUCGCGCGACCGUCCGAGGCCAGCCAUUUUGAUUAGUAACAUGGCGUCAGCGGAGAUUAAUAUGGCGUCCUCGGACAUAAUAACCGAAGUGGAGCCUGAAAUCCAGGAGGUCGAAAUCGAAACGAUACCGGUGGAAAUACCUUGCGAAACGGUGGAAACGACUAUCGAAGGGGACGAUGGACAGCCGAUGAUCGCAUUGCAACCAUUACCGGAACCAGGCCGUGAAGAAAUCAUUCUACAGACGCAAGAGGAAAUCGUCGGCGCCGAUCCACUGAGCGUGUACGAUCAGAUACCCGUACCAGAGAACGACAUUUAUGUCGAAUCGAGUCCUGGACCAUCGAGGAAGGGUACGAAGAAAGCUAGAAAAGGUGGAGCUUCCAGAUUUCGAACGUCCGAUCACGCAAUAUUCGGUGAGAUGGGCUCGGAAACGAAAGCAAGAAAGUGGGAGCAGAAGCAAGUGCAAAUCAAAACCCUUGAGGGAGAAUUCUCGGUGACAAUGUGGGCAUCUGGAACGGAUGACGAUGAAGGCUCUAAUCCAGAACCUGAUCCAGAUUAUACUGAAUAUAUGACCGGCAAGUCGAAUACAAAGUUUAAUCAUUCGGGAAGUUCUGUUUCCGAUGGAAUGCCAGGUCUCGAUUUAUCAGAUCCUAAACAGCUGGCAGAAUUUGCCAGACCAGGACAUAAGUUGAAAGUACGCAAACCACCUGUUAUGGAUGGUGUGGAACGUACGAUUGCUUGUCCUCACAAAGGCUGCACAAAAAUGUUUCGAGAUAACAGUGCUAUGCGUAAGCACUUACACACACAUGGUCCUAGAGUACACGUAUGCGCAGAGUGUGGAAAGGCUUUUGUCGAAAGUUCAAAAUUGAAGAGGCAUCAGUUAGUGCACACAGGAGAAAAACCUUUUCAAUGUACAUUCGAAGGGUGUGGCAAGAGAUUUAGCCUUGACUUUAAUUUGCGUACCCAUGUAAGAAUCCACACAGGUGACAGACCAUACGUUUGCCCAUUUGAUGGAUGUAGCAAAAAGUUUGCACAAUCCACGAACCUUAAAUCGCACAUAUUGACCCAUGCAAAGGCUAAGUCGCGAAAUGCCAUUGGAAGACAAGUACAACAAAUUCAACUUCAACAACCUCAAUUCGUCCAAGUCGAAGUUGCGGAUGUGGACAACCAGCAAUUUAUUGUCUAUGCUGAUUAGCCCCCCUGAAUGUUGAUCUCGUAUCCUGGUGAAUCUAUUAUGGAAUAUCAUAACCAUUAAUUAUUAACAUAAGCCGUGUAAAUAUUUUCAAGAUGCAGCAAGCGACAAAGGGAAUCAGUCGUUAAAACUAUUAGUUAUGGUAAGAGAUCGAGUUAAUUAAAUAAUUAAUACCUCUGUGCUUAGAUAUGAAAUAACGAAAACACCGAGAGUAUUGCGCCCCCAAAAACUCAUUGAUAAACAGUGUACUUUUUAAGACAAUGCGAGGUGAAACGAUGCACAUUGCUUUGUGCAAAGUCAGACUUUUUAAUAAAAUCUAGUGCGCCGUCGUAAUGUGUGACUGUACAUAUUUAUAAUUAAAGUAAAAUAUUGUAUACAGUAUAUUUUGGAGAAAUUCAAAUGAGAAUAAACCACAAAAUACAUUU
This is a messenger RNA of Vespula pensylvanica (western yellowjacket), 2219 nucleotides long. Its product is annotated as transcriptional repressor protein YY1-like. The record is from RefSeq and is a predicted model, not a curated record. Gene Ontology annotation, molecular function: RNA polymerase II cis-regulatory region sequence-specific DNA binding; DNA-binding transcription factor activity, RNA polymerase II-specific. The transcript is spliced from 5 exons. The coding region runs from base 514 to 1797 and encodes 427 amino acids. Gene Ontology annotation, biological process: regulation of transcription by RNA polymerase II. Gene Ontology annotation, cellular component: transcription regulator complex; PcG protein complex. NCBI's taxonomy places the organism in Eukaryota, Metazoa, Arthropoda, Insecta, Hymenoptera, Vespidae.